Messenger RNA from Thrips palmi, 3314 nucleotides. RefSeq names its product dual specificity protein phosphatase 3. Gene Ontology annotation, biological process: negative regulation of MAPK cascade; protein dephosphorylation. Lineage: Eukaryota; Metazoa; Arthropoda; Insecta; Thysanoptera; Thripidae. The record is from RefSeq and is a predicted model, not a curated record. Gene Ontology annotation, molecular function: protein tyrosine/serine/threonine phosphatase activity; MAP kinase phosphatase activity. The transcript is spliced from 5 exons. Bases 91 to 864 code for a protein of 257 amino acids. Gene Ontology annotation, cellular component: cytoplasm.
GCCCGCCCGCUCCUCCACAACUGCGCGUAGACAACCUUGCCUAGAAAUAGAUUCCCUUGCAUUUGCAUUGUGUCACUGCAGAGCCUCACGAUGAGUUGGAGAGAUUCGGGUGUCUCGAGCAUGCCAUACUACUCAGUGAGUGGUGGAGGACUUCCUCGCAGUGGCUAUUUCAGCAGUUUCACACCUGCUCCCACUCCUGCCCCACUUCAUUAUUCUUCUGGGAAAUAUGGUGGUGAAGACGCACAUGCAAAACAACUCAUGCAAAUUAUUUGCACCACCAAAACAAAUUUCAAACCACUGCCUGGGUAUGAAGGAACAUCUCAAGGUUUCGACCGUAUAGCACUUGGCUUGGACUGUGAUGAGGUCUACCCAAAUCUAUAUAUUGGUGAUGCGGGAGCUGCCCGAAACAAGGCUUACCUUCGCCGAAUUGGCAUAACUCAUGUUGUCAACACUGCUGAAGGAAAUCGAUUUGGAAUGGUCAACACAGAUGCAUUCUAUUAUCGUGACUCUGGUAUCCACUACAUGGGUCUACCUUUGCUAGACCUUCCCUCUACACACAUACGUGAAUACUUCUAUGCAGCAGCAGACUUCAUUGACGAUGCCAUUAAAAAUGGAGGAAAAGUCCUUGUACACUGCUUGAUGGGUAUGUCUCGAUCAAGUACCAUUGCAAUUGCCUACCUCAUGAUCAAAGCUGGGAUGCCAGCUGGUGUGGCCUUGCGCAUGUGUCGCCAAAGCCGUGACAUUCGUCCCAAUGAUGGAUUCCUGCAACAACUCUCAGACCUGGACAACCGCUUGCGUCGGGAUCGGGACAGGGCUCCAUUGUCGUCCUAUCCAUCUUACUCUUCUCGCUCUCAUCGCUAUUGAAGGGGAAUAACUGUUUAAAAGCUCUUUUCAGUAUGUUUGAUACUUGGUCUUCCUUCAUUGGUUCUUCUUCUUCCUUGAAGUCACUCAGCCACUGUAAAAAGUUGUAUUGCAUUUGAUCUGUCAUACAAUUACCCUAUUGAAAAGGUACAGUGUACAGUACAGUCUCAAUUUUGACUUUCCUGUUGAAUUCAUCUUUCUCAAUAGGUAAUAUGUACAUAUCCUAUUAGGAUGUUAUAAUCUAAAAUUUGUUCACAAGGCUUCAAAAUAUUUUCUUUUCCUUUAUUUUGUUUGACUUGUAACCUCUCUGUAAUUACUAACUUUUUUUUUGCAACUUUUUGUAGAUAGUUGAUCUAAGUUGUGUAGCUUAGUGGUUCCUUUCCUUACCCCCCCCCCCCUCUUUUUUUUGUUUAUAUUAACCUUUGUACUUGCUAGGCCUUGAUCCAUUUUUGUUCCCCUUUAUUUUAGUAAAAAAUAUUUUUCUUAUGUUUUAUGAACUCAAAAACAGUUUGAAAUCAAUCCACUGUGAUGAUAGCGAGUGCUUAUGAUAAGUACUUAAGAUUCAAUUUUCUAGUAAAAAUCAAUUUGAAAAGUAUGUAAAAAUAAUGAUUAAUUCUUUUCUAAUGUUUUACAGAUUUUAGUAGAAGUGUAUUAUUUAUUUGUGUCAACACUUCUAGUGUGACUGGUCAGUGACAGGGCAGUUAUUUUUCUGCAUUUUUGGAAGCAAGCUGGUUCUUUGUGAAUUGCUCCAUUUUCAUGCUUUGAGAUCUGAAUUUUUCUCUUUUCCUUCCCCCUUGCCUGCCAAACAAAUUUCUCACAGUAAGGCUAAUUUAAAAAUAUGAAACAGAAUCAAGAUUCUGUUUAUUUAUUUGGAUAUCUAUUAUACUGUACGUAAUGUGAGUAAUGAAUACGCUUCUUAGUGUUUGUUUAUUGAACCUAAUCUCCUUGUUGUUUAGCUCUUGGUUUCAUGUUAUCAUUGAUUCAAGUAUUAAGGAUACUUAACUACAGAAUUGCCUGUUUAUCAAGGACAAUCAUGUUACUUAUGUCUUAGUUUUUAUCAGUAUAGCUAGCUAUUAACUAGAAAGACAUUUUUUUUCUACCACCUUGACUCUAUCUUAAAUCUAGAAAGGACCUUAGAUCCAACAUUGCAAAGUUAAUUUUGUUAGCCAGCAUAAAGAUGUUUGUCUGUAAAGUCAGACAGUUUAGAUCACCAUUAGUUUCUAUCAUACUUUAUAAACUCAUAAACUUAAUAGCCACGGAUUUGACUCGAGACUUUGUGAUUUGAUAUAAGAGCAUAUUUAGUACCAACAGGAUGGUUCUAUUUUUGAGGAAUAGGCUGUGCUUUUCAACACAAGUACAAAUGACUUAAGCUAAUUAUGCCACACUUUUUAUGCUGCAUUUAUAUUGCAUCUUAAUUCACUUAUUUAUUUCUUGUUCAUUAGACAAAGUGCAAAUGCUAGUUUUGUUUCUAAAUGCUAAGUGGAAGAAUCACAUUAGUUUUCAAGGUUUCGUUUAAAGUAUUUGUUUAAGGAAUUACUGUGAUAUGUCACCAAAGAGAUCAGUUUGGUAUUCAUGUUAGUAAUGUUUGUUCCCUCAUCAAGACGCUUCAUUGGAAAAAGUGUCUAGUCAUUUCAUGUUCCAUUUGUCAUGUUUAUUUCUUUCAUUAUAGCUGUCCUAUUUUUAAAUGUAUGUACCUCUAGCUGUGGCUCACAAGGUUCUUGGCUUGCCUGGCCAGGGGGUAAAUAGAACUAAAAGUAGUGAUUUAGCCAAUAUAAGUAGAGCAAGUUUUCAUUGAAAGUGAGACAUUUUAUGGACUGGUUUGCUAUGUGGAAUAACAUUCCUGAAUGUGGAGGAUCUACUUCUUAGCAAUGGAGAUACAUUUUCUUAUCUCAUGUAUUUAUUGAUUCAUAAUAUUAUCAGAAUACGUAGCUUAGUUGAGUACUGUAGGAGCUCUGUAGGCUGCAAUUCUUCCAUCGUUCUCAGUGAUCCAAAAGUCUCUCAUGAUGUGCAUAUUCUUCUUGCGAGGUAAGUUUUGUACAUCUAAUAUGUAAGCUCUUCUAUUGCCUGUUUUCAAGUGACAUUGGCUGUGGUAAACACAAAGCAAUAUAAAAACUUUUAUGCUUUAGGAGAUUUUCACAAAUUCUAAAUUUGAAACAAAAGGAACAAUUAAAUUCAAAAAUGUAUUACAGUAUUUGCCAACCAAAUUUAAAAAUGUAGUGCAAAUGUGCAAUGCGAAUACAAUAUGUUUUGUUUUGAGAGUGAUAUGGAGAGAAAAAAAAGAGAAAAUUUAUACAAUUGUUUCUCCAACAGGGUCAAUUGCCAUUUCUUUUACAAGUGCACUUGUGAAGUGAUAGUUGUAUCCAAUUAACUAGGUGAAAUCAUGUAUACUAUUGGAUUGUCAGUAAUGCUCUUCCAUUUGACUGAAACAGUAAAUAAAUGUAGGUUCUUCCAGA